AUGGGUAGCAAAGAUUAUUAUGCCAUAUUAGGUGUUAAUCAAUUGGCAAGUGAUGAUGAAAUUAAACGUGCUUAUAAACAAAAAGCACUUAAACACCAUCCAGACAAAAAUCGUGGUGAUGUGGAUGCUGAGAAAAAGUUUAUGGAUAUCAGUGAAGCCUAUGAAAUCUUAUCUGAUCCGUAUAAGCGUUCUCUAUAUGAUCGUUUUGGCUCUGAAGAAUUACGAAACUAUCUAGGUACAGAUCCUCGUACUCAUUUUCGUUCGUCCGGUAAUCAUUAUCCCGAUUAUGGAGCUACUGAUCCAAAUAGUGAUUAUACAUAUGAUCCAUAUAAUAAUUAUUUUGUACGAUAUAAAGAUCCCACAACUUUCUAUGAUUUAUAUGUUACAUUAGAAGAAGUAAAUAAAGGUGCAACAAGAAAAAUGAAAAUAACACGUAAACGAUUCAAUGCUGAACAUAAUACAACUGUACGUGAUGAAAAAUUACUUGAAAUUCAAAUAAAACCUGGCUGGAAAGAAGGAACGAAAAUUACAUUUGAAGGUGAAGGUGAUGAAGGUGAUGAAAACACUAUAGCAGGUGAUAUUGUAUUUAUUAUUCGUGAUAAACCCCAUCCAAUAUUUGAACGUUCUAAUUCUGAUUUAAUUUAUCGAGUUAAACUCAAUAUAAAACAAGCAUUACUUGGCACAUUAAUUGUUAUUCCAUUUCUUGAUACAAAUAAACCACCAUAUCAAUUACGUUCUCAUCAAGAAAUCGUAACACCACAAACAGAAAAACGUUUUCUUAAUGAAGGCUUACCUUAUCCAAAAGAUCCAUCUAGACGUGGAGAUCUUAUUGUUAAAUUUGAUAUUCUUUUUCCUAAAAUACUUAGUAACGAACAACGUACACUUGUAGAUUGCUGUUUUUCAAAUUCUAUUGAUUCUUAUCUACCAUACAAUUCGGUGCUUCAUACUACAAUUAUUGAACAGACACAACAACAACAGCAACAACCAGCACCACCGCCACCACCUUCACAACCUCCACCACCACCACCUCCUCCUCCACCACAAGCGCAACCCUCACAACAGCCACCGCCACCGCCACAAUCACAACCAACACAAUCAAAUUCGCAAUCACAUCAACAUCAACACCAACAUCAACAUCAACAAUCACAACAAUCACAACAACAAUCAACAUCAUUACCACAGCAACCACAAGUAUCACCACCACAACCACGAUCUGGUCCUAAUUUUACAUCAACUGGCCCACUUAAACAUCAAAAUGCUCCACCCAAUACGAAUACUGCUACGAACAAUUCUAAUACUCAGUAUCAAAAAGUUUUUAAUCGUUAUGUGAAUCGUAAUGGACAUCAAAAGUCACCAAGUUCUCCAAUUAAAAAUCCUAAUAAAAUAAAAAUAUCACCUGUACGCGCUUCUGUACCGGUACCACCACCAGCACCACCAUCAUCACCUGCGACAUCAGUUGAUCGGAUUAUGGUUGAAAUGCAAGAAAAUCGAUCAAUCGAUAUAUCAAAUACAAUUAAUACAGUUAUCACAAAUUGGUCAUCUGGUGGACGAAAUCAAUUUAAUGAACUGUAUAAACAAUUACUUGAAGAUAAUAAAAAUAAAUAUGAAGCAGAACUUGCAUUGAAACAAUUGCUUCUUUCUUUAUGUAAAUCAUGUUUACAAGGUAGUCAAUUAGUCGAAACAAUUAUUCCAAUAUUUACUGAACUUCAAGAGAUUGUCACUACUCCAGAAAUAAUUGGAGAUCUUCUAGCUGACAUUUUAGCAACUCUUGAUGUAGAAUUAUUUCCAAAUGAUGAUACAACAACAAAAGAAACUUAUAAACAACGAUUUUUUCAACUUAUCAACAAAUCGGAACAUAUUGUUUCAACAACAUUAUUGAUGGAACGUCUUGAAAUUGAUACAUUAGAAUAUCUUGAUUUAAUUAUUAGUCGUGAUCAAUUCAAUCAAAAAUAUGUUCGAAUAAAAACACGUCUUUAUUAUAAACAACAAAAAUUUAAUUUAUUACGUGAAGAAAGUGAAGGUUUUGCUAAAACUAUAACUGAAUUAAAUCAAAAUUUUUCAAUAACAAAAUUAAAUUCACAACAAUUAUAUGAUCGUUUAAUGGCAUUAAUUGGAUAUUUUGAUAUAGAUCCAAAUCGUGUACUUGAUUUAGUUAUUGAAUCAUUUGAAUGUCAUCUUGAAUAUACAAAAAUCUAUGUGGGUUUAUUACAUUUACUUCAUUUUGAUCGAUUAACAUUAUGUCAAUUAAUUGGAUUUAAAUUUCAACAAUAUCAACUUCAAGAAGAUACAGCUAGUUCAUUAUAUUUCUUAGCUGCUCAACUUGUUUCAAAUAAACUCAUUGAACUCGAAGAUUUAUUACCACAUUUAUAUCCAUUAAUAACAGAUUUUUCGGAUAAUUACACAAAAGAACUUGAAAGUGCACGAGGACCAAAAAAAAGUUCAACAUCAACUGAUGCCAAUAACAAAUCAAAAGAUUCAAAUACAUUGAAAAGCAAUAAUCAAUUAUUACAUUUCAUCCAAGCAUUAUUGAGCAUCGGUGAUUUAGAACAUGCUUUAUUUUUAUUUGAUAAUCUACCACGAUGGUCAUGUACAUCAUAUCGAGAAAUAAAUACACUCUUAACAAAACUUAUUGCUUAUAUUAUUGAUCCACUUUAUAAAAAUAAUUCGGAUCUUCAUGCUUGUUUCCUUCAAUAUGAGUUACAUAAUCCAUUGAAUUCAGUAGUUUGUUCACGUGAAUUAAAAUUAAUAAAUACAUGGAAUGAAUUUCGUGAAAAUAUUUUUCCUUUAUUAUUACAUCUUGGUGCUUAUUGUCAAGAUCGUCUUUUAUUUAUGAAAUUAACACGUUUAUGUACAAAUUUAAUAAAAAAAUCAAUCAAUGCAGAUGAACAACAAGAAGAUAUACUUUUAUUAAUUGAUGAAGUUCUUUUUCCAAGUCUUUCAUUACUUGAUGUAAAUGGUUGUUUAUCUAUUGAAUUAUGGGCAUUAAUUAAAUUAUUUCCAUAUGAUAUACGUUAUGGACUCUAUGGACGAUGGCAUGAAGAAACUUAUCGAAAAACACCACAACUUAUUUUCGUUAAACAAGAUGUUGCAGAUAAAAGUCGAGCUAUACUUAAACGGAUUACGAAAGAUAAUGUUAAAACCUACAGUCGUCAAAUUGCAAAAAUUACACAUAAUAAUCCAAUAGUAAUUCUUUCAGUUAUAAUGGAUCAAAUUCAACGCUAUGAUAAUUUUAUAACUGUUAUAAAUGAUGCAUUAAAAUAUUUAUCAUCACUUGCAUAUGAUAUUGUUUGUUAUACAAUUUCACGUUCAUUAACAUCUGUUUCACCAGAUUCAUUAUCAGCUUAUAUUGAUGGAAAAAUGAGUCGUGAAAAUGCAACACCAGUUCAAUCAUUUCAAAAUUUAUGUGUUUUCUCAGCAAAUGUAUUUAAAAAGUAUCCAAUUGAUUUUACUUCAGUACUUUAUUAUAUUUAUGAUCAAUUACGUGUUGAAAAAACAUGUGAUUUAUAUUUAUUACGUGAAAUAAUAACAAAAAUGAGUGGUGUUGAAGUUUCACAAACAAUAACACGUGAACAAUUAGAAGCUGCAUCAGGUGGAGAAUUAUUACGUAAUGAAGCUGGACAAUUUACAGCAGCCAGAAAUGUUAAAAAACCUUCAAUACGUUUAAAAGAAGCCUUAUUAGAUAAUCAUUUAUAUUUACCAUUAUCAAUAAUUAUAGCUCAACAACGUAGUUGUAUUAUUUUUAAAUUUGGUGCACAAAGAAUUGAACAUUUAAAAUUAAUUGGUAGUCUUUAUGAUCAAUGUCAAGAUACAAUGGUACAAUUUUUUACAUUUCUAUCAAAUGUAUUAACAACAGAAAAUUUUCAUCAUAAAUUUCCAUCAAUUGAUGAUCUUGUACUUGGAUUUCAUUUACAAGUCGAUGCUGCUUUUCAUAUAUCACGACCAUUAUUUAAUCUUAAUAUUCAAUCAAAAUUUGAUGAACUUCGAUCAGCAACAACAACAACAUUGAAUAGAACUGCAUUGAUUGAAAAAUAUAUUGAAGCAGUGACAGUUGUUAUGUCACCAGUACUUGAUUUUGUUAAAACUCUUCAUCCACAACGAACAUGGGAAGAGAUGACACCACAAUUUUAUUUAACAUUUUGGUCUUUAUCAAUGUCGGAUUUACAAGUUCCUGAACCAGCAUAUAUACGACGUGUUAAAUUACUUGAACUUGAAAUGACAAAAAUUGAUGAAAAAGAAUUGACAGCAGGAAAAAAACGUAAAGAAAAAGAAAAAAUUCAUAUUAUUAUAGAUAAACUCCAUGAAGAAUUAGCAAAACAAAAAGAACACGUUGAACGAGUACGUGCACGACUUGAUAAAGAACGUGAACAUUGGUUUAAAAAUCGAAAUAAAACUAAAGCCGAAACUAUAACUGAAUUUCUUCAAUUAUGUAUUUUUCCUCGAUGUUUAUUAAGUGAAAUCGAUGCACUCUAUUGUGCAUAUUUCAUACGUGUUAUACAUGAUUUAGUAACACCAAAUUUUAGCACAAUUAUUUGUUAUGAUCGAUUAUUUUCUGAUAUAUCAUAUUCACUUGCUUCAUGUUCAGAGAAUGAAGCUAUACGUUAUGGACGAUUUCUUCAAUCAUUAUUAGAAACAGUUAUGACUUGGCAUGGUGAUAGAAAUAAAUUUGAUCAGGAAUGUGCAAGUCAUCCGGGUUUCUUGACUGUUUUUCGUAAUGCUGGUAAUGCAGCAUCGAAAACAACAGGUACAACACAAACACCGGAACAACUUGAUUAUGAUAACUUUCGUCAUGUAUGUCAUAAAUGGCAUUAUAAAUUAGCUAAAAGUUUUAUUGUUUGUCUUGAUUCAAAUGAUUAUAUACAAAUACGUAAUGUAUUACAAGUCUUAACUGUUCUUUUGCCUAUAUAUCCGAAAAUGACAACAUUUUAUGCGGCACUUGAACGACGUAUUAAAUCUAUAUGUGUAGCUGAAAAAGAUCGUCGUCAUGAUUUGUUUGCAUUAGCUAAAUGUUAUAGCGGUCGUUUAGCAAAUAAACAUCGUGAUAUGAUUGAAGAAGGUCAAUUUCAUUCUGUUCCGGAACGAUCAACACCAUCAUCAACAAGUAGUAAUAGUAACAACAAUAAUAAUAAUAAUAGUGCUGGUACGAAUAUGAAUCCUAUUGUUACACCGACAAUCGGUGAUACAAAUAAUGUUAUAGAUCAUCCUAUUUUAUCAGAUUCGCAAUCAUCACAAUCAUCGACAACACGUUCAACAGCAAAGGAAUCAUCUAGUAGUAGCACAACAGCACGAUCGUCGAAUGAUAAAACGGUGAACGCUGCAGGAACAAGCAAUGGAACGACAACAUCACAAAAAUCAUCUUCACCGGUUCCAUCAUCUCAAUCAACUGCACCAACAACAGCGACAUCGACAACAUCUAGAUCAGCAACAAUAAAUAAUACUGAAAGAACAACUAGAAGCAAACAUGAACAUGUGCCCACCAACAGCAGUAGUAAUACGAAUGCAACGACGACGACGACGACAGCGCCUACGACAUCAUCGACAAGAUCUAAUCGAAUACCACUCGGUCCAACGUUACCUUCGUCUACUCCAGCGUCUAAACCUCAAGUAACAUCGACGACACAGAAUAAAAAUGAGUCCAGUGAAACGACGACAACGACUGGAGGGCGAACAAUUAAAUUGCCGAAUAAUGGAACUGAUCGUCAUGAGUCUUCUCAAGCGCCGACCGUCUCUACAACACGUGAAAGUCCGCCAACAACUAGAAAAGAAUCAUCGACAGCAAGCGAUAGACGAACGGCUACUUCAUCAACAAAUGAACCACAACUAUCAUCGACUAAAACAUCCGCAUCGCCUAGUUCACGUACUUCUUCAUCGCGUACUUUUACUACAUCAACACGUAAUGUUACCGCAGCCAGCAAUAACACUGAUGAUUCGAUUCGAAGAUCGGAUCAAACGGCUACGAAUGGAGCGAAUAAUGUAUCAUCAAAAACUACACGAACAGAGUCACCUCAUGAAAAUGCACCAGUGGAAAAACGAUCACGUGGUGGUUCAUCAAAGGGCGAUCGUAGCACUACAUCGCAUGUAGAAGAAUCACGUAAUGGCAGUUCACGUAGCGCUCAUCGUGAUCAUAAACAUGAAUCAAAUAAACGUGCACGCUCCACGACACCUGACAAACGAUCAUCAAAUGGUAGUGGUAGUAGUACUUCAACUCGUCGAUUGAAUCAAACAGCUGAAUCAACAUUAUCAACAACACCUGUACAUCAAGAUAAUGACUACAGUAGUAGUUUAGGUGUUGUCGAUGUAUCUCCAUCAAGUUUAUCAUCAAAAAGAAUUAAAACAAGUGAUACAGUUUCAAAUGGACGAUCAGCACGAAAAGAAGCACGUGAAGAUCGCCAUGCAGCUUCAUCUUCACAUCGAGUAUCAUCAUCAUCAUCUCGUAGUGAACGUCGAGAGAAAUAG
This is a messenger RNA of Adineta steineri, 6453 nucleotides long. NCBI's taxonomy places the organism in Eukaryota, Metazoa, Rotifera, Eurotatoria, Adinetida, Adinetidae. The record is from the annotation of a GenBank genome assembly.